Messenger RNA from Orussus abietinus, 2188 nucleotides. Its product is annotated as protein ABHD18. The transcript has 9 exons. The record is from RefSeq and is a predicted model, not a curated record. Bases 282 to 1757 code for a protein of 491 amino acids. NCBI's taxonomy places the organism in Eukaryota, Metazoa, Arthropoda, Insecta, Hymenoptera, Orussidae.
UAUCGAUACGUGGUAAGGGCGCCGCGCGUAAAGAAAUUAUUAGUGGUAUAAAUAAUCUGCCCUUGGUGAAUAUUUCGGAGGGAAAAAAGGAACCGUUGCGAGAUGUCGCAUCUAGAAUUCGUUAUCAAUGCGACGGGCGAAAUUGGAGGUUAUCUUAGUCGGGGAUAAUGUGAGCGACGUACGGUUUCGUAUCUGCUUAUGUAGUAUUUUUCUAUGAAUUUAUACGCGAGGCUUUCUCCGACUUCGACGUAUUUUUAGUUAAGAAGGAUUUUACUUUUAUCAUGCCCCCUAGUCGCCUGGAUGCCGUCUACAGAAGUAUUUUGCUCACGAAAUUCUUUACCAAAGGCUGGGGCAAGCCUGAGAAUUUGAAAAGAAUAUUCGAAUUCAGGAAAAUCGUCUCUAAUCGUGAAGCUUGUUACAAUCUUAUUUCUCCAAAUUAUCCUAUAACGAUUACAAAGGACGAAGAAUGGUCCGACUGUCACGUUAUCGAAGGAUACUUUCAGUCCCCUUUCGAUAUGUAUUUACCAAUGAUUAUGCCAGAAGAGGCAAAGACGGCUUAUUUUCAAAUAAUUUUACCACGCAAAUGGCAGUCGCACAAAGUCAAACCUAUAUGCUUACACCUCGCAGGCACGGGAGAUCAUUUUUUUUGGAGAAGACGUAAUUUAAUAGCUAAGCCACUACUUAAAGAAUUCGGAAUCGCUGCUGUAUUACUGGAAAAUCCAUUUUAUGGGCUGAGAAAGCCAAAAGAUCAAAUACGCUCGAGCUUACAUAAUGUAUCCGAUAUCUUCAUCAUGGGUGGUUGCCUAAUCUUGGAAUCAAUUGUUUUGUUAAAUUGGUGCGAACAACAGGGAUUUGGACCCUUGGGAUUAACAGGUUUAUCAAUGGGAGGACAUAUGGCUUCGCUUGCUGCAACAAACUGGCCUAAACCUAUUCCUCUCGUGCCAUGUCUGUCAUGGUCGACAGCAUCGCCAGUAUUUACAGAAGGAGUUAUGAGCGCAUCGAUUAACUGGGAGUUACUGGAGACUCAGUAUUUUGAAAAUGAAGUUUACCAGAACGAUCUUGCCAAGAUGGUAAAAAUAAUAGAUCAAGACGAUGCUUUUUUAGCUGGCCAACAUUUUGCGAAACAUUACCCAGCCAGUUUGCAAAGAAUGAAUCAAAUAAGAAAAGAAUCAAAAAGCCUUGACAGCAAAGAGAAGAGUAAAAUCACAAAGCAAGGCAUUGAUAGCAACGGUAUUGGUUCUGGCGGAGACAAUGCUCGUAACAUAAGCAAUACUGAUAAAAACAAUAACUCAAGUAAUGGUGAUAAGGUACAUAAAUGUCAUAUUGCCGAAGAGAAAGCAGCGGCUAGAAUGUUUCCCCUAAAUCUUAUUUCUCCAAGAUUUAAAGGAAGCGAAGCUGAAAUUGUGAAGGGGGUGUGCCUAUUGCCCGUAUCGAAGCACCCAUUAUUUUCAGAUAGUAAAUGGCGAGAAAGGGAAGCACUGCAAUUCAUGCGAGGCAUUAUGGACGAAUGUACUCAUCUCCAAAACUUUGAAGUUCCUGUCGAUACCGAACUCAUCAUUGCAGUGUGUGCAAGAGACGAUGCCUACAUCCCACGAGAGGGUUGUAUGAGUCUCGAACAAAUUUGGCCCGGAGCUGAGAUUCGAUUUAUUAAUGCUGGCCACGUGACAGCUUAUUUACUCCACCAAAAAGCCUUCAGAUCAACCAUAGCCGAAGCAUUCGAACGAUCCUUGAAAAAAUAUCCUAUCGACGACAGUUGACACCCAAUGUUCUUAAGCCUAAGAUUUAAUCGAUAUAGCAAAAAUCAGCAGUGAUGAAUUGAUUCUUCUCGAUUAGACUUGUAAUGUGUUCAAAGAAUCAAGUAUGUGCAAAUAUUACCGAUUAGCCAGUUCGAUCCAAGAUCGAGCAGGGUGAUCGUUAAAAACCCUCGACCUUGAAGAUAUUCCUCAACCGUGAUACAUAUAUAUAUUGUUAAACUUACAGCAGCAAAUGCGUUUGAAUAAUCUGACAAUCGCAGGGUCUGUGAACAGCUCCGCUCUACCGUUUACACCAUGUUGUUUCUAUAUGUAAUAUAUUUACGUGUACAUUUACCCUAAAAUGGGGCAUAAUUCCCGCUUUAUACGAGCGCGGAUUCGUAAGAAAUUGUACCCCAUUUAUAUUCGCUCAAUUAAAUGAAUAUUUUUCCGUUGAA